ACUUGUACAAAGAGGAAAUGACGUUUUGAUCUCUCGAGGGUCUGUCGAAGUGUAUUUAUACAGCCUAGCAUAACAUAAUAUACAAGUGUGGUGACAGUUAUGUGAAUGAAUUUUGGUAGUUUUAUCAGUCAGCAUGCAUUUAUUGCUCAGUUUCCUAGUUAUUUCAGCCCUUCACAGGUGGACCAAUGCGAAAAUCAACAGGAAAGCGGUGGUGGAGGUGACCGAGGGUAGGUCUCAUCUGCUCUCGGGCGGUUCCGUACGACUGACCUGUGACGUGCCAGAGGAUCCAUACCAUUGGACAUUCGACUGGUUUUUUAACGGCCAAAAAUUGGCUAGUAGCAAGUCUUACGCAAUUCGGAAGGCCCGGGUAUUUCAGAGUGGAAACUACACGUGCAUGGGUACCAAGGAGAGUGAGCUGGAUCAGACGGGCUUCCUUCGGACGGAGAUCAGUGCUCCAUUACCUGUGGUCAUUGAUGGUGGGUUUAUUAUCCUGGAGGCCCCCAGCAAAUCAAUGAUCAUGGAGGAAACGAUGACCUUGACGUGCCGGCUUCGUGAAAACUAUUUAGUUACAGAAGUCAUCUUCUACUUGAACGGGACAGAGAUGUGGAGGCAGCAGAACAACAAAGUGACUGUGCCCAACCUCAAUUUAGAUCAUGGAGGAGAAUAUUCCUGCAGGGCCAUGUGGGAAACUCGGGGUUUUUACCGCUCUGCACACUCUACCGGUGUUUCAGUGACCAUCCUAGAAAUACUAACCACACCAAAGCUGUCUGCGAGCAUAACCUCAGUCGGGAGGGACAAGGAUUUGAAGCUGACCUGUACAACAAAGGUGAACACCAGAAAGACCGGCUCCUUUCCGAUCCACUACUACUUCCUGAAGAAUGACAACCCAUUGGGCCCGGCCACAUCGAAAAACAUCUUCACCAUCCGGAAUGUGGGCAGAGAGGAUAGCAACUGGUACAGCUGCAGGGCCGUGGUACCCAAGCUGAACCAGGAGAAAUGGAGCACACCGGAACGUGUCAAUAUCAGAAUGAGUGGCUAGACAUAGUAGUAUUUAGUACAUAGUUGGUAGUAUGUAGUAUGUAGUAUGUGUUAUGUAGUAUCUAGUAUGGGUAUAUAACCAUGUCCGGGGUGUUAAUGCUAUUCCACAAGAGUAGGUUGUGAGUUAUGGGGUUUUUCCUAAUAACUGUGUCUUAUUUUUUCUUAUUAUUCACAUAUUCUGUGUUCAUAUUUGUCGCACUUUUUUAAUGUCAAGUUAUGUAUGAAAAGCUGUUUCUUGUCAUUCAUUUCUAAAAAGACCCUAACCCUUGCUGUGGAAAUUAAAUGGGAAUAAACCGUUUUAUGUACAGAGUUAGGAUUGGCUACCACAUACCAAUGGAUUAAUAUGAAUUUAAAGGUGUCUGUUACCCAUUAAUAUAUGAAGGGAUGGUGCUUAGUGUGCAAAAUGAAGAUUAAGAACAUGUUUUCCCGAUUUUGACGUAUUCCUCAUUGAAUGUUAUUAAAGCAAGUGGAGUCUGGAUUAUCAUAUA
Messenger RNA from Clupea harengus (Atlantic herring), 1526 nucleotides. Its product is annotated as high affinity immunoglobulin gamma Fc receptor I-like. Lineage: Eukaryota; Metazoa; Chordata; Actinopteri; Clupeiformes; Clupeidae. Gene Ontology annotation, cellular component: external side of plasma membrane. Gene Ontology annotation, molecular function: transmembrane signaling receptor activity. The record is from RefSeq and is a predicted model, not a curated record. Gene Ontology annotation, biological process: cell surface receptor signaling pathway; immune response.